Molecule: messenger RNA, 728 nt
Organism: Arabidopsis thaliana (thale cress)
Lineage: Eukaryota; Viridiplantae; Streptophyta; Magnoliopsida; Brassicales; Brassicaceae
Product: Stigma-specific Stig1 family protein
Exons: 1
Coding region: 71-595 (174 amino acids)
Cellular component (GO): extracellular region
Source: RefSeq, marked reviewed
AACCCUUCAUUAAUUAGACAUCUCAAUCAAUGAUCUAAAUAACUAAACUCAUCAUCACAAAGUCAUCUCAAUGAUGAGCAUUAAGCUGACAUUGUGUGCCUUAAUCUUCUUCCUCUUAAAUUCACUUCUUCAUCAUGUUCUCGGUCACGAUAACCAACUUAACACAACCUCGUCAUGGCUUAAGAGCCACAUCAAAGCAGCUACAACAACAAAUUGGGGUAGACCAAAGCCACCGAUGUGUAAACCAUGGAUUUGCAAACGGUCCGGACCAUCAGAGGCUCGAAUGAGAUGUUGUCGUAACCAAUGCGUUGAUGUCUUGUCCGAUCCAAACCAUUGUCGGUUCUGUUUCAAGAGUUGUAGGUUCGCAUUGUCGUGCUGCGAUGGAGAUUGUGUGGACACGAACACUGAUCCGUCUAAUUGUGGACAAUGCGGGAACGAGUGUGAAUCCGGUGCGCCUUGUGAGUUUGGUAUGUGUGGUUAUGCUGCUCCAUCGUCACAGCCUGGAAAACGUCAUCGUCGUCACAAGUUUCAUCGGCCACGUCCUCCUCCUUCUCCGGACAGUAAACUUAAUUAUGAUGAUCAUGAUGAUGAAUAAUAAAGCGUGACGUGGUGAGAUACUGAUGAGGUCGAGUCUUCGAGUUUAACUAUCAUUGUUCUGUGUGUGUUAGAGUUCAUUUUUUCGAUGAAUUUUAUUUUGUAAUGAUAAUAAUUGGUUAUAUGAGUGGUUU